Falco peregrinus (peregrine falcon) is the source of this 5690-nucleotide messenger RNA. RefSeq names its product caspase recruitment domain family member 19 (gene CARD19). Bases 31 to 1059 code for a protein of 342 amino acids. Gene Ontology annotation, cellular component: mitochondrion. NCBI's taxonomy places the organism in Eukaryota, Metazoa, Chordata, Aves, Falconiformes, Falconidae. The transcript has 6 exons. The record is from RefSeq and is a predicted model, not a curated record. Gene Ontology annotation, biological process: regulation of apoptotic process.
UGUGGCAUCGGUCAUUUCAAACCUGGCAGGAUGCGGGUCUCGGCCCGCACCCCCGCGCUGCCCCACGCCCCACCGCAUGCGCUCAGGGCACACGGGCCCGCUGAGGCCUCGGGGCGGUCAGGGCGACGGGCCCGUCACGAAGCGCUGCGGCGGAAGCCCCGGGCGCGCCGCUGCCCCACGCCGCCCCCGCACCGCCUGCCCCGGGCCGGGGAGGGGCCGCCCCGACAGCCUGCACCGUGCCGCAGCGCCCGGCAGGGCCCGGCAGGCCGCACCGCACCGCAGGGCCCCAGCAGCGCCCGGCAGGUCGCGCCGCCCCGCCACGGCAGCGCCCGGCAGGCCGCGCCCGCGCCGCCCCGGCAGGGCCCGGCAGGCCGCCCCGCACCGCCCCGGCAGGCCGCACCGCCCCAGCUCCGCCGCCCCGCCCCGGCAGGCCGCGCCCGCCCGGCCCGGCGCCAUCCCCAGCAGGAAGACCAGCAGCCCGCCGGCGGGCCGGGCAGGGCCGGGGCCGCUAUGGCCGAUCAGUCAUAUUGUCAGCGGCUGCAACACGACAUGUAUUUUCUUACAAGCAAUAGCCGACUGAAUGAGCAAGUGGUUGAUAAAAUUAUUCUUCAGCUUAACAGAGUCUACCCCCAAAUUCUUACCAAUGCAGAAGCAGAAAAGUUCAGGAAUCCAAAGGCAUCACUCCAUACCAGACUUUCAGAUCUGAUAAAGCACCUUCAAAAGAAAGGAGACAGACACUGUCAAGAGUUUUACAGGGCUCUACAGAUCAAUGCUGAACAGCUGUAUAAUGACCUGCCAAGCAGGAAAAUCUUGAAAACCACAGAUUCCACAGAGAUAGACACUGACAAGGAGAAAUAUAUGCUAAAUGACAGGGGUCCAGUGUUUUUCCUCGCUUGUUUUAGUGUUGCUGCAGGAUUUGCGUUGUUUUGGUAUUGCUGUAACUCAGAUACGAAAGUCGUAGGAAGAGCCAGGAGAAUCUUGGGCUUUUCUCCCAUUAUCAUAGGAAGACACGUUAGAAAUAUUUGUAUGUUGUAUUUGGAAGACAUAGCAAGAAACUAAGGAAAAGCUGCCUCUUCGCUUGUCUGUACAGUAUACCUGCCAGGGGAAGACAACGGUGCAUGAAAAUUACUGUACUCUCAUACCAAAGAUUUUAUUAACUAGAUUCAUCAAUAAUUGUGUUGCUUCAACAUGUAUUCAGAAUUUCAGCUAUAUAUGUCCUUCCUUAUGGAACGGACCAUUUAUUUUUGUAAAUGCUUAUUUUAAAAUAUUUAUCAUUUGGAUAAAAAAUAUUUUUAAUACAAACCUUAAAAUUAUAUCUUAAGUGAUCAUGGGUCUUAAGCCAUGUUUGCAUAUGUGUUUUAUACUGGAAUGAAGGAUCACAACUGUUUAAAGAAUGCUAGCCUGUCUUUUGUGAGAAUUAAUUUAAGAAAAGCACUUAAAAACCCCACGUGCUCUCAAAGCCUUACGAAGAAAUGGAUUUCCAUCUCAGGGUUGUCUGUUUUGUCUAGAUCCUUUCUACCUGCUGCCUGAGCUCAGGUGGGCGCUGGCACCUGGGAAGUUUAUCAGUGCCAGUUACCUUUGUGUGUCCCUAGUACUUGCUGCGUUUUCUAAUUCUGCUGCUCGUGCCUCACGCCAGCCUGCCUUGUUCACGUCCACACGCAGCUGUUGGCCAUGGUUUGAAGGUGCGGGAGCUGGCGCAGACUGGUUCCCAGCCUGCGGAGGGUCCCAGGGGCUGGGAUGUCCGAUCUGCACUUCAGACUACCCAGAACAUUUUUCAGAUUUAUUUAGCUUUUACUUUUUCAGUGAAAUGUUUUGCAUUCUAUAUAUCUAAGAAACUGAAGUAAUCCGAGAUACUUUACAGGGACUUAAGUUUUGUGACAUGGGGCUUCUGUAUGGCCAGAAAUAAGUAUGCUUACCUGAAGAGCCUGAGGUUGUUCAUAAUGUCAUCUGAUGAUGAUACAUUGAAAAUAUGAUAUAUUUGUGAGAUAUGAUACGUCUGUGAGUUGAAACCCGAAAAAUUUGCAGAAACCAUCGUAGGACUAAAAUUCGUGAAGGAGAUGCAGGGAGACAAGGCUGCGGGUGAAGCAGCCUGGGGUUGCUUAUCUUGCUCCUGCCUAGCUCAGUACAAAUGGCUUUCCUCCUGCAGAAGGGAGAAGCCAGUAGUUCUGAACUGGCUGUGAGAAAUUGCAUUUUUAGUGGAUAGUUCUUCAAUUACGUGCUCAAGAGCAUAAGGAGCUGGAGGAGGAGACCGUGUCCUUGUACUCGGUGAGAAAGACGCUUUGUGGCUCUUCAUUCACUGACUGACUGAAGAGAUUUCCAGAUCAAAUCAAAUGUCAUCUGAAUAAAAGUUGCAGCUGCAUCACAAAUUACCACGCACUGGAUGAUCCCAUGUGAAAUUUUCAGUCAUUUGGAGUGGUUUUUCUCAAAACAGACUGAAAAUUGUCUGCCAGCUUUAAACUUUAUUCAUGCUACAAAAAUGUCAUCAUCUUCUCCGGGGCAAAUAAUCUUGUAAUAAUUGUAUUUCUUUCUGGGACAACACUCACACGGUAGUCCAGAGGAGGAGCUGGGUACAGGGCCAAAUUUUCAGAUGAAAGACCCAAAGAGUAUGUGCAGGAAAUGUCUUAGAGAGGUGAAAAAGGGCUCAGAGGACCCUGAUUUUUCUCUUCUGAUAAAACGUUUUUGCCUAUGGCAUUGAAGCGCAGCUGGGACACGCGCCAAGCCCACGCGGAGGUAGCCACAGUCUUCGUGACGUUAAAUCUCCAGGACAGACGGUGCGUCUUUGUGGCGGAUGCUGGUGUGAGUGCAGCUCGUCUGGAAAACCCAAGUGAAAUCGGAUGGGCUACAGGGAUAACACUACAGCCGAGACUGUAAGUCAGGACAAGCUGUUUGGUUAAGUAUUUAUUCUGACUGGGAAGCUGAGCUCCCCGUUGCUGGGUUUGCACUGCGCACGGUGUCUCCGCCAGCCACGUUCACGCUGGCUUGGCUGUUUUCCCACAGCUGCAGCCGCUGGUCUGACUGCAGAGCUGGCGGUCCCGACAGCUCCGCCGGUGUAACUGCAGCGCCUGACGGAAGAGUUUUCUGCGCGGACAGGCAGACAUUCCUCAAAAUCAGCUGUGGGCCGAGGGAGGUGAUAAGCACUUACUAGCCUGAUUGCUGCCCUGUGAAACGCUAAGAGAGAUGCCGUGCCAACAAAAUAAUACCCAGCUGAGCGGUUUAUUCAGACUUUGCCUCUGCCUCCACCCCACCGGCUCUUGCAUCUCUUUGAUCUGAUCUCCGCAGGGACUCUUAAUUAGGGAGAAAAUGGUGAUGAAGCUGAGCACAUUUCCCACAGAACUGCCUAACCUCCAGGCUCUGCUGCCCUUGUUACACAAGGCUCUGCUGUUGUGCUGCCCUCCAUCUUGGGAAGUGCUUUAAUAUUCUCUUGUUUUCUCUCUGCCUUGCCUUGUGUUUAAGGUGACAACAGGUUGAGUAUUUUUCUCCAGCAAACCAGCUCUAAUUUGUAACAUUUGAAAUAUUCCGUUCUGCACUGCUGCUUACCUCUUAGAGCAGCCCCCUUUUAAGGGACUAGGAAAAAUAGCUCUGAAAUCUGAAGGAGUUUUAAAUCUUUGCCUCAAAGCCAGCCUUGAAACUUCAUUAGAGGAACCAUAUUCCAUUUUACACAAAAAAAACCAUUAUUCAUAGUAAUCUUAACAGUCGCAUCUCAUUUUAAAGCAGAAGCAGAGACCUUAUUGGUGCUAGGCACGUUCUUUCUGUUGAGAUUUUUUGCCAUGUUACCCUUUCAGUAACAAGUUGCAAAUUGUUGUGAGCUGUUACUGAAACCUACAGAAGUUACGGGUGCCUUAUUUCAUCUGAAGGUGAGAAUCUGCUGCGCUUACUGGCUCAAGGAUGCCGUGCAGUGCCAGGAGCCCUCUCGGGUCAAUAAAACUGCUCCAGGAGCACGCUGGCGGUGCGGUAGCAUGUGGUCCUCCCAGUUCCUUAAACCAAGUGGCUUGCUUGAGCUUUGAAAAGUGUAUGGAAUAGGAGAGUUUACUGAAGGCUAUAGUUAUAUUUCUUCCCUUCACGAGGUUGCUUGAGAUGAGGAUGCCUCUUGGUGGGGGUGGGAAAAUUAAUCCAGGAUGAGCUCUCCCCAGGGUUAAGGCUGGGAGGAGAGAGGAAAAAUGCAUCUUGGUUCAUCCCAGUGUUGCCAGGUAAAGGACCUGACAACAAAGAGCAGAAAAUAAUCUAUUCCCUUAUUAGUGCUAGUUACCAAUUAAAAAAAGUGAAAGUGAGGCUAGCUAUAAAACUGGCGUGUGCGUAGGUUGAGGGGCAUUCUUUUUCUUGGAAGAUUUUUCUUUCAGGGGCAUGGAAUAAACUUCUCUGUAAUCACAUCUAUGCAGCGCACGCCGAGAGCAGUUGAAGGGAUAAUUCCAUCUUGGUUUCCUGGAGGAAGCCCGUACGUACCUGCGUGGGAGUCGGGUCCUUGUCGGGAAGCAGUGUUACUGGAAAUAAGUAGGGGGUCGGACGAGCCUGUCUAGCUGCAGAAUUCCAGCUUCCCUGUCAAGUCGGGAAUACCUUGGCGUUUGCUGCUGAAACCGUGGUGGUGUUCAGGGAGGUGCUUUGCUUCGUGUGCGGGGAGGUUGUCCUGGUGGUACGAAAUUCAGCAGGUGGCACGUGCAGCGCGGAGGCCGUGCUGCGUUACGGGCCAAGGAGCUGAACGGCUGCUGCAUCAGCUGGGGAGCUGAACGCGGCGCUCGGGAGGGAGGUGAGCAGGGAGAGGCUGUGGUCUGCGGAGGUGGGAGCGUGCAGGUUCUAAAGCAGUUGGCUCCUCUGCCAGCCUGGGCUGUGCUCUGCAGCCGGUGCCUCACGCCAGGGACCGUGGUCCCGCUUUGCUGCCGGAAUGACUCGUGUGGGCAUUCCUCUGGGUGGGGGCUGGGUGAGCUCCCUGUGCUCCAGGCUGGAGGCCUCCGAGACCCAGCCAAAAAUCAUCCCCCUUCCCUGUCGUGGUACGUGGGAGUGGCCUUUUUGAUUUAAAGUCAAGCUGAGCUGCCUCUGCUGUGGUGGUGGCACCAGGGCGAUGGCGACCCCAGGGCAAGGCUAGCUGGCGCUGUGCCCCCAGGCGGAGCGUGCAGGUGGCCCCACCACGUAAACAGUAAAGGCAGAGUGAUGGGGCCAUCUGCGUGGGAGAGCUGGGAAGCGAAGUGACAGAUCAUGCAAUGAAUUAGCAGAAUUCCAUUUAAAGACAGACUGCUAUUUAAAGUACUUCAGUGAAGUACGAUGUGCCUGCAAGCCAGAGCUGGAAUGAAGUGAUGAUUCAUUCUGGGACAUACUGGGCUACUUUAUAGCUGCCGGCUGGCGCUUUCAAAGCUGCUGAGGCAAAGUUACUCUUUUUGUUUCUUGUGAUUUUUAUUUUUUUUCUGAUACUGUAAUAAAUUGAAAACUUAUUUGGUCAAAAUUUGCAGUUGUGGAUGCUUUUCACUGCUGUUCUGUACGCCCAAGUGUUACUCCAGAGAGAUGCCAUGGCUUCACUGUGGAAUCGGCGUUGAUGUUACACUAGGAAACGAUAACACUUUGCUGUACUUCACCGGUCCUGUGUUUUGUAAUUCCUCCUAAUGUACAUCUUCUUGAAUUCUGUAGAAAUUAAUCGAUUUUUUUUUUUAAUGGGAUGAAGCUGGCAAUUAAAUUGAAAUAAAAUCUUUACUGAGAAAAAAAAA